GUUGUGCCGGAGUGCCGGAUCCGAAAUGACUCGCCGGAACUGAGCCACGGGAGAAGGGUUCCCGAGGAUUUCGCCAGGAUGAUGAUGGCGCCGCAGGUUGUGGGUGUCCUGCUGAAAAAACCAGGACAGCAGAGCCACCCACGGUUCCCGCCGCUGGAUCCGCAGGAGACCAAAAUUAGGGGCGAGCUGUACGUGGAGGAUCUAGGCGAGAGACGGGUCGUGUCCAUCAGGAUGGGUUGGCUGUGGGUCGAGGGUACGCCGAUGAGGCUGCCCCUGAGGGCGUUGAACCUGAGACAGGCUGUGCCCAGUCUGUGUCAGCCGCACGCGCUGGCCCUUGGCUUCACCCUAAGCAACUCGCAGGAUCAUGCUCUUGCCACAUUUUGGGCAGACACAGAGCCGAUCUACUGGUCCUGGGUGCGAGCGAUCGCGGCGGAACUGGUCAGGCAGACCCCGUUUCGAGCCCAGCGCUGCCUCAACUUCCUGGAGAUCCUGACGAUCUGCCCCAGGGGGCCGGUCCCGCUGCCGGACAGCCCCACGGAGUCCCGAAGACGUUCCCGAAGCGAGCUGCGAUGCUGGCCGAGCGACUCGCCCACGGAGAAAGACGCUCGGACCACCGCCACGAUCCUGGAGGACUCCCGGAGAAGAGCGAAGAGCGAGCUGAGGGGAUGGUCGAGCAGCAACUCGAGCGACGAAGACCUGCUGGGCGAGUUCCGCAGCAUUCCUGCGAUCAUCGCGAAGGAGCAGCCCGUGACGAGGACCUGGGGUUGCAGCGAGAGCAGCGAGGGCAGCGACGACAGCCUACCUUGGAGCGGAGUUUGCCGGUCCAGCGUGGACUCGGUGGACUCGGCGGUGUCUCUGCCGGAGCCGGAGACCAGGGAGCAGAGGAUCCAGCGGUACAAAGAAGCCAGGCGACGGGAGAACGAGGCUAGGAGCAGGAGGGUCCUCGAGGAGGACGCCAGACGAAGGAAAGCGAGAGCUGCCGAGGAGAACAACAACGACAUCCUGAAGACGUACGGGUCGAACAGGUCCAGGAGCAGGAUUUACUCCGGCAACGACAACGACGACCUUCGCCUGACGUCCCCGAAGAAGGACGAGGUUCUCCACGACGUCUCCAGGCUGAUCAGCACGAGGAACGAGAAGAACGUGAGCAGGCUGCCUCCGGUGAAACCCACCGAGUCCACGGUGAGGUUCGAGGACGACCAGCGCAACGAAGACGACAAGAGGAACAACAACAACAGCAGCCCGAAGAGCGGCUCGAGCCCAGGGAUUCUCAGGACGGACAUCGGCGAGAGGAGGAGCAGGGCGAGGGAGAGAAGAGUGGUCAGGAAAGAGGGACAGCUGCUGACCCAAAUCGCGAGCCCGACCGUGGAGACUCUUCAGGAACGCAAGGAGCGGCUGGCGCAGUUGUCCUCCAGGAUACCGGUGCCGCGACAGGCCAGCCAGACCUCGAGGCUGCCGGAAGUCGCCAGCCCGACCGGUCUCCCAAGGUCGUCGACUUCUCUGACCGUUUUGACCGAACCGCCUUGCGAGGAGGACGUCGCCAGGCUUCUGGAAAGGUGCCAGAGGGUCGACCACUACGUUCCGGUCAGGGAGAAGCUGACGCUGUUCGAAUCCUUGUCCAGAUUGGGCGGCAGGCUCGCUAGAAGUACCGAGGACCUGGGCAGGUCCUCGGCGAAGCCCAGUCCCAGGGGAAAACAGCGGGCCAGGUCUCUUCACGACCUGAACAGAGGGGCCAGGGCGGUCCCUGUCAGGGAGAUGUGCAGAUUCUUCGAGGGCGACGUGGAGCACGACACCGGCGUGAAGGUUAAUCUUGCCAAAACCAGGUUCAGCGACCCCGUCACGCCGACGAGGAGCACGUGGAAGGACGCGAGUUCGAGGGCCAGCGAGGCUGCGCCGUGUGUAAGGUCCUCGGCGAGGAAAAAACAUUACUUCAAGUAGCGAUCGUGUUAGGUGCAGAGCGUCCUGGUGAAUCCUUUUUGCAGCUUCGUGGCCGAUUCCAUCGGCGCAUCGAUUUCGCGCGGACACUUUUGCGGCAGCCUCGAGGUUUUGCGAGAAAGACUGAAGGAGAAGCUUCGGCCGGCUUAUUGCGACGGCCUCGAGGCUCUGUCGACGGUGUCUCGACAAUUGCGAUUAUAUGCUCGAAGUCGAGUCGAGUUUCGAUGCGAGAAAUCGAAGGAACGGAUAUUUGUAGGUCGUGUGCGACGGAGAAUGAGUGGGACGCUUGUGGAUAAUUGCUUCGAGGAUGUUCCUAGGAAUCGGCUUGAUUGUUUUCGUUUUUUUUUAUAAAAUGUUGGAGCUGUUUGUUCGUUUCGUAGCAACCCCGUGCUGUCUUAGACUGGAAGCAGUCUGCUCGCGGAGAAUCGUCGCAUUCGUGUCGGGAGAAAGUCGCUGCCCGGAGCAGCUUUUUUCCUGGCAGCGCACAGGAGUCGAUCCGGGCUCGAUUCUCGCCGCGGCUCGAGUUAAAUCGGCUGACCAGUGUCCUCGAUCAUCGGGGAACCUAAUCGCAAUCGAUUCUUCGCGCUUCGUUGUUUCUUUUUCGGCAAUAUUUCUGCGAACGGAGAACGGUCUCCAAGACUUUGGAGAAACAUUGAAUGGAAAAUUGUCUUUGAUACAAAGGCAGGUGGUUAAAUUCAUUUUCUUGUUCGGCGUUUUCUUUGUUGUUAAAUCUUAGCUAUUUAUUUCGAUUCCGCGGAAUCGUGAACGUGAUCCGACAGCACGUGGAUGGUGCACGCGCGUGUCGGAUCGAAAAAUCUAGAGUGAGAGGGGAAGGGAGGGAGAGCGAGAGAGAGGGAGAGAGAGGCAAUCGGAGAAACCGGUAAUAUCCAUUCACCGAGCCAUCGCCGCGAUCUUGAACACCUGUCGAACGCAGCUCGCAGAUUUUCGAGCAUCUUAGCUCCUUUACUUUCGGCAACUCGAUCUCUCGAUUGUUUCCCGACUGCGGCGACGCUCGAUUUUCGCUCUCCUCGGUGUAAUCGAUGAUAUCCGUAUCGAGGUAUAAAUUACAGGUUACGAGGAGGAGCGAGCAAAAAUCGUUUUGGAAAAAUUAAAAUCGAUGCUGUUGGACCGUGGACGUUCGCUGGCAUAGAAAGUCUCUGAAUUUUUCGUUCCGGAUCUUACAAGAUCGACGAACGAAGCCUCGAAAAUUUGAUAAAGAAAUUAAUUCAUAUUUAGCAGGUUCUAUUCGAGAUCUUUGAGAAGGAUCUGUUUAUUUUGCGAACGUCCGUAGUUGAAUCGAGCAAUUUUAACGUACGCCGCGCUGCUAAAAAUUAACGCAAUCGAGCUACGAAUUGAUUCUGAACGCGGACGAACGAUCAAAUUCUCUUGUACAGUAAAUUCUCCUUAAUUGACGCUCUUAUUGAGCGCAGAAAUAGACAACUUGGGAAGAAGCGAUACGAUUAUUCGAGCCUUGCGGCUCGUUUUUAUAAUUGUUGGUAAUCGGUAGGUGUAAAAGCGAGACGCAAGGCUAAAAUAAUCGUGUAUCUUAUCUUUUCAAAUUGUUCACUUUCGUGCACGAUUUGAGCGUCAAUUAAAGAGAAUUUAUUGUAUCUGAAAAAUUCGUGCGAGGUAAUCGCGUUGCAGCGGACUAGCAGAUAAUUGAUCGAGACGAGUUUUGCCAGGGGAAUAUCUGUCGCUCGAAUUUCGAGCAUCCGUUUCGAGGACCGACUAACGUCAGCUUCCGGUCGUUUAGAAUCGGGACGAUCAUUUCCGUUCCCAUUUCCCGUGCUCUCUCUCUCUCUCUCUCACUCUCUUUCUCUUUCUCUCUCUUUCUCUCUUUCGCUGUUCCCCUUUUCUCUUGGCGUUCAAUCAAUAAAUAAAUCCCGUCGGCCGGGUCCCUUAAAUCCUUAGCAAUUUCCACGGACGGAUUACUACGGCGAAGCUGAAGAGGGAGCUCGAAGGACGAUAUUAGACGACGACGCAACAAUCCCGUUUCGUUUUUAUGGAAAUUACGCUGGCUGUCGUCGCGAUCGCGACAGCCUCGACAGGCGUUAAAAAAUUACGUUGUUCAACCAAGUGCCAAAAAGAAAAAAAAAAAGAAAAGAAAUAAGCUAAAUGUUUUACGUUUCUCGCGAUGAAACGAGAGGAGUCUGUAUAAAAUCGAGGAAAUGGAAGUGUUACGGAUAUUUGUACAUAUUAUAUUGUUUUGUCUAGGACGUAGACGAAGGUUAACGAAUUUUCGUUGAACAGAAAAACACUGGAGAUUCAUUAUUUAUUGUACACGCGUAGAAUGAAAUCGAUACCGUAUCGUAGUCACGUUUUAUUCUCUACGGAGAUUCGAUCGAUUUCCGGCGAUUUUUCUAAAACAAAUCGAACUCUGUUGGCAAAAGGUUUCGAUUCGCGUCGAUCGAAGACGCGCCACCCUCGCUGUCUGCCCCGCAACCCCUUCUUAAUUUUCGUAUCGUAGUAUGCAUAGAAAUUGUGUACGAUCGUGCGACCAUGCGCGCGGCGGAUCGGUGUGCUUUACGUAUAAAAUUGUAACCCGUCGGAGUAACGUUAACAUUAACAAUCGUCGAUGAAAAUAGAAUUAUUUAAACGUUGGCGGAUCGAUCGAGCUUUGUAAAAAUGUCGAACCUGUCGAUGCUAGAUAAGAAAGAACGUUCGAGAACAGUUGAUCUCUUGAUGAAUAUUAGCAACAGUGUAAAAAGAGUUCAGAGCUUAAAGUAGAAGAAUUGUGCGGCGGAUGUUCACCCGUUUCAAUGUCUGUCUGUGCGGAAUAAUAAAGCAAAUGUUGGAAUGAUA
This is a messenger RNA of Megalopta genalis, 4737 nucleotides long. RefSeq lists its product as uncharacterized. The record is from RefSeq and is a predicted model, not a curated record. NCBI's taxonomy places the organism in Eukaryota, Metazoa, Arthropoda, Insecta, Hymenoptera, Halictidae.